AUGGAACCGCAACCAAAAAAUUUGGCUUCGCAGAAGCCGCAGACUGCUUCAAACAAGUCAGAAUCAAAAUCAAAAUAUGCCUUUACCCAGAACACUGUUUUGAGUGCACUUGAUAGGACGCUCUUGGAAAAAGGCCUUCGAAAGCAAUGGAAAUUUUUCUCUGAAGAUGAUAAAAUGUUUGGCUCAUUGGAUGUUCGUGGUGGUUACAUCGCUCAUGAUAUGUGCACCUGGCGCAAAGAUAUUUCAUCGUCCAGCCCCAAAGACAUCCUGAAUUUGAAGCAAUGUCUAGCUGGAAAGGCAUUGCGCUUCUGGGAAAAAAAUCCAGACCCAGAAUGGAUUCCGGGCGCGAAAGAAGAACAGGCGUUUGUAGAGGCUUACGAUAAUAUGGUUAAGAUCAUCCAAGGCAUACCUGCAGAAAAGGCCGACAACUAUUCUGCUUAUAUGGAACAUCGUUUGCGCUUGGCAACGUCAACUGAUGGCGGAGAAAUCCUUGGUCCUCUUUUACAUGAAGUGCUUUCCAAUAAAGUGAGUAACCCUGAAAUGAGAUUUGCUGCCUAUCAAGCAGCAAAAGCCCUACACCCUGAAAAUAAUGUCAAUAUCGAUCCCAAAGAUGACAUAAACGUCGACUAUUCUCAAAGUGAGAAGCGGAAGAAUUCGAAGAAGGUGACAACGAAGAGUUUAGAUGGGAGAAACUUUGCGCUGUUGGUAAAUAACUCUUCGGGCAAGAGAAAGAGACUUUCGGGCGACGAAGAUAAUGAUGAUGUGGAAACAGCGAAGAACAGAAAUGAUGGAAACGUCGUUAAUGCAACAGCCGGUAUCUCCACUGUCCAUUCAAAGCCGCUUGAAGAUGAGACAUUUAAAUCUCAAUCAAUUCCCAAGGAAGAAAUUGCGGUUCGGGCGUCAAGAGCAGACUUACUCGGCACAAAGACAAAUAUCCCUUUUAGCCUUCGCGGUCCUGCUUACACCUCUGUUCUUGGAACUGAGACUUUUGGCACUGGACUUCGUACUUCUCGACUUCGCACUUUCGACACUGGCGGCAGCUCUACCACUCGAAAGUCUAACACACAAAAAUCUAACAACGCCAUCCUCGACAAUUCUCCCAAGUUUGAGUUGUCAGAUCUCACAACACCGCUCAGUUUACUCAGCAAGCCGAAUAAGAGACGAAAAGUGACGGAUGAAGACAAGGUUGAGGGACAAGAUGACAAAUUUAAACUUGAUACUAGUGGACCGGACUGGGUACGAAAGUAG
Molecule: messenger RNA, 1248 nt
Organism: Botrytis porri
Lineage: Eukaryota; Fungi; Ascomycota; Leotiomycetes; Helotiales; Sclerotiniaceae
Exons: 5
Coding region: 1-1248 (415 amino acids)
Source: RefSeq, a predicted model, not a curated record